Molecule: messenger RNA, 636 nt
Organism: Penicillium odoratum
Lineage: Eukaryota; Fungi; Ascomycota; Eurotiomycetes; Eurotiales; Aspergillaceae
Exons: 1
Coding region: 1-636 (211 amino acids)
Molecular function (GO): protein binding
Source: RefSeq, a predicted model, not a curated record
AUGGCCAGCGAAAUUGACCUCUUCACCCAAUAUACCCUUCACAUGGACCCUGCCACCAAAGCAAUCAGUCACCCAGCAUCCCUCCCGACCGCAUCCCAAACAACAGCAAUGACUGCUGAACUAAACGAACUAAAUGCCCUCCACCGCGCCCUCCAAACUCUCGACCCCCCCAACAUCCCCCCACCUCCUCUCCCAGUCAACCCCAAGCGUAGCGCGCAAAUCACCAAACUCCGCGACAGUGGCAACACCGCCUACCGCAAAAACAACUACGACGAAGCCAUCAAGCUAUACACCUACGCAAUUGACAUGGCACUCUCACGACCAGGCUGGGAGCCCGUCUCCCUUGCGAGAGAAGAAUUGGCUGGUCUAUUUGGAAACCGAGCACAAUCGCAUAUGGGGAACCAGAACUGGCCGGAGGGGUUGGUGGAUGCGAAGGCUAGUGUUGACUCGAAGCCGCUUGGGAAUGUCAAGGCUUGGUGGAGGAUUGGGAAGUGUCUUGCUGAGAUGGGGAGGUAUGAGGAGGCGAAGACUUUCUUGGUGAAGGGGCUUGAACUUGAGGGGGGUGCGACUGAUGGUGCGAAGGAGUUGGGUGGGCUAUUGGUUGAUGUCGCUGCGGCUUUGCAGCGAUCUUCUUGA